Anarrhichthys ocellatus (wolf-eel) is the source of this 943-nucleotide messenger RNA. RefSeq names its product deleted in malignant brain tumors 1 protein-like. Gene Ontology annotation, biological process: zymogen activation. Gene Ontology annotation, molecular function: serine-type endopeptidase activity. The annotation marks the transcript as partial. The record is from RefSeq and is a predicted model, not a curated record. Gene Ontology annotation, cellular component: plasma membrane. The transcript is spliced from 3 exons. NCBI's taxonomy places the organism in Eukaryota, Metazoa, Chordata, Actinopteri, Perciformes, Anarhichadidae.
AUGACUACAGUGAGACUGGUCAACUCUAACAGCAGCUGCUCUGGCAGAGUGGAGAUCUUCCAGAACGGCAGUUGGGGGACGGUGUGUGACGACGUUUGGGAUGUGAAUGACGCUCAGGUGGUGUGUCAACAGCUGGGCUGUGGCAGGGCACUGUCAGCACCAGGAAUUGCACGUUUUGGACAAGGAAGUGGACCAAUCUGGCUGGAUGACCUUCAGUGUUCAGGAACUGAGUCAUCACUAAAAGACUGUACACACAGAGGAUUAGGAACCCACAACUGUGGUCAUUCUAAGGAUGCUGGUGUCAUCUGUGGAGAUAUGACCACAGUGAGACUGGUCAACUCUGACAGCAGCUGCUCUGGCAGAGUGGAGAUCUUCCACAACGACAAUUGGGGGACGGUAUGUGAUGACAUUUGGGAUGUGAAUGCCGCUCAGGUGGUGUGUCAACAGCUGGGCUGUGGCAGGGCUCUGUCGGCACCAAAAAGGGCACAUUUUGGACAAGGAAGUGGACCAAUCUGGCUGGAUGACCUUCAGUGUUUGGGAACUGAGUCAUCACUAAAAGACUGUACACACAGAGGAUUAGGAACCCACAACUGUGGUCAUUCUGAGGAUGCUGGUGCCAUCUGUGAAGAUAUGAGUACAGUGAGACUGGUCAACUCUAACAGCAGCUGCUCUGGCAGAGUGGAGAUCUUCCACAACGGCAACUGGGGGACGGUGUGUGAUGACGUUUGGGAUGUGAAUGACGCUCAGGUGGUGUGUCAACAGCUGGGCUGUGGCAGGGCUCUGUCAGCACCAAGAAGGGCACAUUUUGGACAAGGAAGUGGACCAAUCUGGCUGGAUGACCUUCAGUGUUCAGGAACUGAGUCAGCACUAACAGACUGUACACACAGAGGAUUAGGAACCCACAACUGUGGUCAUUCUAAGGAUGCUGGUGUCAUCUGUGAAG